Messenger RNA from Leptopilina heterotoma, 5351 nucleotides. RefSeq names its product fatty acid synthase-like. Gene Ontology annotation, molecular function: oxidoreductase activity; fatty acid synthase activity. The coding region runs from base 1 to 5268 and encodes 1755 amino acids. Gene Ontology annotation, biological process: fatty acid biosynthetic process. Lineage: Eukaryota; Metazoa; Arthropoda; Insecta; Hymenoptera; Figitidae. The record is from RefSeq and is a predicted model, not a curated record. The transcript is spliced from 13 exons.
AUGGAUUCAACACUGACGGGAGAUGAAAUAGUGAUAUCAGGUAUGGCUGGAAGAUUUCCGAACAGUGCUAAUGUUAACGAACUGCGAAGCAAUCUACUAAAUAAAAUAGACUGUGUUGGCGACUGUAAAGCACGUUGGAACUAUGAACAUUCACAAAUUCCACCACGUAUCGGUACAAUGAAAGCUCUUGAUACUUUUGAUAAUGUAUUUUUUGGAGUUAAUGGAUUAUUGGCAGAGUAUUUGGAACCUAUGGUAAAAAUAUUUAUGGAAAUUAUCUACGAAGCCAUUACUGAUGCUGGAAUUAAUCCAAGGAAAUUAAAAGGGAGUAAGACGGCAAUUUUUACUGGAAAUAGUCUAUCAGAAUCAGAAAAAACAUUCUUCUACGAAAAAUGUCCGAAAUUGUGUCAAGAAAAAUGUUUGGCAAAUGAUAAAAUUAUUCUUCAGAUUAAUGGAUAUAGUUUACAAGGUCUAGUUCGUUCAAUGUUGGCAAACCGAUCUUCUUUCUAUUUUGAUUUAACUGGACCAAGUCAUAAUUUUGAUUCUAAUUGUUGUUCGGGUGCGACUGCUCUUCAGGCAGGUUUCAUGGCAAUUAAAUCAGGCCGAGUCGAAAGCGCUAUUAUUGGUGCCAGCAAUAUUAUAUUACAUCCACACACAUCCCUACAAGAACUUUUAUUAGGACUUUUGUCACCGGAUGGCAUAACAAAAACAUUCGACAACAAAGCUGAUGGUUACACUCGCAGCGAAGCGAUUGUAGUUUAUUUCCUACAAAAGGCUCGUGACGCAAAACGCAUUUAUGCGGAAGUAAAGAAUAUUCAGACUGGUUUUACAAAUGUCUGUAAUGAUCAAUUUCUUCAAUAUCCAAAGUGUGAUUCUCAGGUAGAAUUGAUGAGAAGAACCUUGAAAGAGUCUGGCCUUUCUGGUAAAGAUAUUUCGUUUGUCGAAGCAGACGGUUCAGGAAUUAAGGAUGUGGACGCUGAGGAAGUAAAAGCAAUCGAUGAGGUUUACAAUGAGGGACGUAAAUCACCACUUUAUAUUGGAUCUAUAAAAUCUAACAUUGGAGCUUGUUCAUCCGCGAAUGCACUUAACGGAAUUAUGAAGAUUAUAACAGCUAUGGAAUCGGGAUAUAUUUCACCAAAUCUGCAUUUCGACACACCUUCUGAUAAAAUUCCUGCUCUAAAAGAAGGUAGAUGUAAAGUUGUAACGGAAUUAACUCCUUGGACUGGUGAUUAUGCGGUCGUUAAUAAUUUAGCAUUCAGUGGUGGAUGCUCUAAUAUUAUACUAAAAGAUUUCAAGAAGGAAAAGAAAAAUAUGGGAAAACCUGAUGACAGUCUUUCAAGAUUAGUUAUAGCAUCAGGACGGACAAAAGAGACUGUUGACUAUCUUCUCAACGAUUUGGAAAACCGACCUGUGGAUGUAGAAAUGCUUCAGCUUCUGUACGAUAUAUUUGAAACUGAAACUUCAAAUCAUUUAUAUCGUGGUUAUACAUUAUUACCUCCUACCGGAUUGCCAAAAACUAAAUUGAGAAAUAUUCAACAUUAUGUUUCGGGUGAAAAAAGGGAGGUUUGGUACAUGUUUUCUGGCAUGGGAUCUCAAUGGGUGGGAAUGGGAAAGGCUUUAUUACAAAUACCGGUUUUUGAGAAAGCGAUUAAAAAAUGCGACAAAGUUCUUAAGCCCCGUGGUAUAGACAUCGUGCACAUAAUUACAGACAGUAAUCCCAAAAUGUUUGACAACAUUGUUAAUUCUUUUGUUGGAAUUGCUGCUAUUCAGGUUGGUUUAGUAGAUGUCUUAGAAUCAGUAGGGCUGAAACCAGAUUUCCUAAUAGGUCAUUCAGUUGGAGAGUUAGGUUGCGCGUACGCUGAUGGAUGCAUAACAGCAGAGCAAAUGGUUCUGUCUUCAUUAAGCAGAGGUUUAGCUUCAGUAGAAACGAAAAUGCCAAGAGGUUCCAUGGCAGCAGUUGGUCUCGGUUAUGAAGAACUUAAAAAUCUCUGUCCUCCAGAUAUUGAUGUAGCUUGUCAUAACAGUUCAACCAAUUCCACUAUCAGUGGUCCUGAAGAAUCUAUGAAAACCUUCGUAGCACAAUUACAAAAAAAGAAAAUUUUUGCUAAAGAAGUGUCAGUCAGUAAUAUAGCCUACCACAGUCGGUACAUUGCCCCAGUUGGUGCAAAAUUAAGAAAUUAUCUUGAUGUGAUAAUUUCUGAUGCCAAACCUAGAAGUAAACGUUGGUUGAGCAGUUCGGUACCACAGGACGAAUGGGAUUCUCCUAAGGCUCAACUGUCGUCUGCAGAAUAUCAUACAAAUAACCUUCUUAAUUCUGUCCUGUUCGCUGAAGCUGCGAAGCUUAUUCCGCCUAAAGCAAUUGUUAUCGAAAUUGCACCUCACGGUCUUUUGCAGGCCAUCGUUAGGAGAUCAUUGCCUGAAGAAGUUAUUAACGUACCUUUGACGAGAAGAGACCACUCUGACAAUGUGCUAUUUCUCUUUGAAGCGUUGGGUAAAAUAUACAAUGCCGGCUGUACUGUUAAUGUAUCAAAUCUUUAUCCGAAAGUAAGCUAUCCAGUAUCGCGAGGAACACCAUCAAUUUCGCCUCUGAUUCAGUGGGAUCACUCAGUUAAAUGGACCUCUAGGACAAACAGCCAAGCGGGUUUAAUUAAAUUAGGACAAAUGAACUUUAUUGUAAAUUUAACAAACGACAAAUGGAAGUACUUAAAUAAUCACAGAAUUUAUAGUACAACUGUAAUUCCAACAUCUCUGUACUUAAAACUUGCCUGGGAUGUUUUAAACAGUUUUCAAACUAAUCCCGAAUCCUCAGUCAGUUACACAGACGUAAUAACUCAUAAUCAACUAAUCUUACCAUUUGACGAAAAUAUUGAGUUAAUAACCAUGGUUCAAAAAGGUUCUGGUUUCUUCCAAAUAACCAAGGAUGACAUUUUACUGUGCUCUGGAACAGUGCAAAUGACUGCUAAGAAAAAUAAAAAUCCUACUUAUGUUAAUAAUGAUGCAAUGAAUCAUGAGAAUCUUAGUAGUAACGGAGUUUACACUGAAUUAAAGAUGCGAGGCUAUGAAUACUCAGGUCCCUUUAGAUCAAUUCGUAAAAUAUCAACAAAUGGUUCCAGUGGAAUAUUAGAUUGGAAAGAGAAUUGGACAACGUUUUUGGAUGGAAUGCUUCAGAUGUAUGUCCUUGGAAAUGACACUAGAAAGGCACAAGUUCCAUUUAAAAUCAAAAACAUCUUUAUUGAUACGAAACUGCAUGAAGAAAUUAUCAACAAGACAAGCGAAGUACCAGUAACAGUUCAUAGAAUACUGGGAAAUAUUAGGGCAGGAGGGGUUGAAAUAGAAGGAAUUAUUCUUGAAUCUUGCGAAAUUAGACGGAAUAGACAGAAUAUUCUUACAGAAGAAAUUUCCCCUGGUACAAUUGUGGGAACGUUCGAACAUUUACCCCUUGGUUUUAAACUUCAGCUAGUCUCGAACUGGAAAGCAGGACAGCUAAACGAUUUCGAUUUGAAUUCAAUUUCUUGGAUUGAAGAUCCACCAACGAAGGUUGGCAAUAAAAUCAAAGUCGAAUACUCUUCGGUUAAUGAAGAAGAUAUUCUGUUAGCAAAGACUAACAUAUCUUUAGAAGACCAUGAAGGAAAUAGACUCGAAACGAAGUUAUUUGGUCAAGAAUAUUCUGGAAUUGAUUCACAAGGAAAUAGACUAAUGGGAAUUGUAAGAAACACGGCACUUUCAAAUUACAUAACACCUGAUAAUGAUUUCACUUGGAAAAUACCGGAUAAUUGGUCCAUGGAAGACGCUGCGACUGUACCUCUAGCAUACGCAACUGCAUAUUCGGCUUUGAUGAUAAAGGGAGAAUUACAAACGAAAGAAAAAAUUUUCAUCUACAACGGCGCUUGUUCUAAUGGACAAGCUAUUGUUAAUCUAGCAUUGGAUAUUACAUCGCAAGUAUUUGUUGGACUCAUUGAUGAUAAUGACAAAGAAAAGCUGAAAAAUAUCUUUCCUAAUAUUCCAGAAGAACAUUAUAUCAGUGGAUCGCAAUGUUUUGCAGAUCAACUCUUAGCACGAACGGAAGGCAAAGGAGUUGAUCUGCUUGUAUAUAAUGGAAACGAUUUGAGUCAAGUUGAAACUUGCAUGUAUUGUAUGAAAAAAACCGGAAAAGUUAUUGUGGUAGAAAAUGUUAAAGACACAUUUUUGAAAUCAUGUCAAUCAGAUAAAGUUGGAUUGCGAAAUUUUUUGAGUGAAAUUUAUCUCUUCUCACUAGUACCAAUGGAAAUAAUUAACCACGAUCGAGCUAUAAAGAUAAAAGUGGCUAAAUUAAUUCAGGAGGGGUUAGCAAACCAAACUGUUAGACCACUACCCAGAUUGGUCUACUCAAGGGAAAGGCUAAAUGAUGCCUUUAGUGAUAGGACUUCGAAAGGUUCUUUUCAAAAAAUACUCGUGAAAGUACAGCCAGAGGAUAAAAGCAAUAAAGCCCUGACAAUACCUCGUUUUUUGUGCAAAAGCGAAGCCUCCUACUUGAUACUUGAAGGAUUUGGUGACUUUGGACUGGAACUCGUCAACUUCUUAGUAGACAGAGGUGCUAAAAAUAUUGUCAUAGCUUCCGAAUUAAAAAAUACCGGAAGUUUCAGUAAACACCGGAUUAAUUUUUGGAAACGUUCUGGAGUAUUAGUUACAGUUCGAGAAGAAUUGGAUUUUACGAAUCUUCAAAAUAUAAAAUCUCUUCUUGAGAUUGUUAACACACUCGGUACAGUCGAUGCAAUUUUCGACCUUCAACGCCUUGACAAUUCAUCUAAAAGGUCCUCGAAAUCGAAAUACUUGUUCACCAACCAUCUCUUUGAGGAAUCUAAAAAAAUGUGUCCUUAUUUACAACAGUUUUUGGUAUUUUUAACUAAGAAACAUAUCGGAGAAAGUGUUGACGAUACCUUGUCAGAGGAUUUUGAUUUAACACAACUUGUCCUACAAAAAACGAAUCGAUUUUCUGGACUUUUGAUUCUUCUAGGACCAAUUUCUGGUUUUGAGGAAAAAACAACUGAAAAUGAAAAAAAUGUACCUCUAUUGUCUAUUCCUGAUAUUAUUGAACAAAUGGAUAAAAUAACUAUGUCGAACGCGUCCAUUGUAUCUAUUUACCAUAAAUUAUUAAAUAACGAUUUCGAGAAGAAUACAAAAGAGAUCGUUGUGAUUGAAGAAUCAGAAAGGGAAAAAUUUGAGAAAUACAUUAAAACACCUCUAACCAUAGCACCAAAUUGGAGACAUCAAAUUCCAGAGGAAUAUUUUUAAUUAUUUUCAAUAAUUUUUAUUUUCUAAUUUUCAUGUUUAUAUGAUAAACAUUUUAUAUCAAUAAAAUAUAAAUACACAUUCAA